Molecule: messenger RNA, 1329 nt
Organism: Alternaria ventricosa
Lineage: Eukaryota; Fungi; Ascomycota; Dothideomycetes; Pleosporales; Pleosporaceae
Exons: 2
Coding region: 1-1329 (442 amino acids)
Source: RefSeq, a predicted model, not a curated record
AUGAUAUCGAAGCUCUUGGCGCUCAGUGCCGUUCUUCUCGCCUCUGCCAUCGCUGACGUCUUCGACUCGUCUUACUCCAAUAUCUCCGGCGCUGCUAUCAACGAAGACAGGGUCGAAACCGCCGUUUUAGUCGACACUUCCACGACAGGACCCGCCGAUGACAUUCUAUGGGAUGCUGCGUUAUCCAAAGGCCGCAAGUUGAUACUAGCCACGAGCUUCAACCUUCCAGAGGCUGAAAAGGUCUAUCAACCGAUGACUAGUAUCUGGGAUGGAACCCUCGAACGCGAACUAGCAGUUUGGGGCUACUCGGAACCUGACUGGCCGGAAGUCGAAGACUCUGACGAAAACUGUGUCAUGGGAAAAGAAAACCACGGCCUUCAAGAUAUGCUCAAACAGCUACAUGCAGAUGAUCGAGAUUCACGUGAUGGAGGGGACAACAUCUGUCACACAGUUCAACAUCAAGACGGCCCUUAUUUGGAGAAAGACAAGAACGGUGAAGUACCAGACGAUCCUAGGGAACAAUACUACAAAGUUGAUGGGCGCAGAUACAGGGUUACCGGCGCGGAUUCCACCAUUGGAAUAAAUCCAAAGGCUGGUAUUAUCUUCUUUCUGACCCUUGAGAGCCCCACGUACGCGGCGAGAACGCUAUGGGGGGUAACCUCCGUCAAGCCGGACGAAAUGCCUGCCCUCCAAAGAACCUCGGAUAUUACCUGGGGUCUCUGGAAUAGGCAUAGCAAAGAAAGCCUUUCCAACAUCAACUAUUUCUUCACGGUAGCAGUUGCGAACACGGAAACGCGCAAGAUCAUCAGCAGAGCCAUGGGACAGAACACUGUGCCGAAUGCGCCAGGAUACACCUUUAGACCUGAGAAUGUGAACUUCAUUGCUCAGAAUGAGAACUUCAUUGCUCUGUUGGGUAUGUAUACGAUUGCAGCUUUCUCUGAUAUGUUCACCAGAAGCUCUCAAGGUCUCAACAGUCAUAGGAUAUGCACUAACUACCAGUUUCUAGGAUCGCCGAACCUUGUGAUGGUAAUGUAUUUCCUCCUCCAACACAAGAAACAGUUUGGCCACAAUCGAUGGGUUACUGAAAUCCGUGUUUUCAUACCAAAUGGGGAUUUGAAUACGGUUUCGAUGCUUGUAAAGGUUGAGCGAGCGCCAGCGCCCCCGCCAGUAUCUCCUGAGCCCAUCGAAGAUCCAGAUUGCGCGGAGAAAAGGUCGUUGAUAAGUGCGGCAGUCCCACCGCUUAAUAUCGAUAGUUGGAAGAGUGGCGAACGUGCAAAUUCGACCUUCGAGGAGGUAAAUCUGGUUAGAAGGCAUAUCAUAUGGGCUUAG